AUGCCCACGUCGGGCGUUGCGAUUGAGAUGCAGCUGGAGACAAUGCGCAAGCAGUUCGAGUCGGAUCUUUUGCGGGUCCUGGAGCGUGUGCAGGCUUUGGAGGGACGGCUAGACAUGCCGCAUGCGUCUGUGGUGAUUGGCCAGAAGAUGAGCAGCAACGAUAUCGAGCCGACGAAGGAGAACGCCCUAGCCCCGAUCGCAAAGGAGCAGCCGGUGCUGAACAUGCAAUCGGGAGUCACAGAGACCGAAGUCGACGAGGAGGAGACUUGCCUAUCCCCCGUUGAGCAGUCAACAGAGGUCUACUUCGAGGAAAGUGCUUGGAGUAUCCCCGUCUUGGCGGGCAUCAUUGAUGUCAACGUGGGCCUUUUCGAUCGAAUGUUUGCUGGACUCUUGGUUCUGCUCAACUUCUUCAUGCAGGGUGCCUUUUCCUGGGUCCUCCUGACUGACGCCUUCAUUGGUGAGGCAUUCGAAACCCGCGUCGAAAGCGCCAAGAUCUGGCGGACAAGUGUUGCUCACGAUUUCAAGUAUCUGGACCUGGCCGACACCAGUUUGGUGUCCCGAGUUUGCACAGGCGAUGGUGCGUUGAUCUUGUCCACGACGCAGGCAACCUUGAUACAUCAGAUAAACAGCUUUCUCGGCCUCCAGAAAGAACAGUUUGACCACUCCGUCUUUCAGCCUGGCAUUCUGUUGGGCAUGAUUUGUAUUAUCUUAUGGACGCUCUGCGUGUACAAGGACCACAACAGAUUGUGCAAUACUGCAAAGCUUUUGGUUUUGUUUAGCGCUGCUUCGACGAUUCCGAAGAAGCGCAGAACCGUUUUCCGAGACAAUGCCUUCGUCUGCAUGUCCUGGGGACGAUUUUGUGCCCUGUUGGGUACGUAUCUCGCACGGGCAAUCAUUGCUACUGUCCUCUUGGCAGCUGGAAUACUGUGGCUUGCUCGGACCACAUCGAUUGAAGAGCUGAUGUUGAACGCCGUGGCCCUGAAUGCCAUCCUGGACGUGGAUGAGUUUCUGUUCGCGGGCAUGACACCUAUCAAGAUCCAACAUGCCAUACAGAGCUUGAAACCCAUCAAGGUAAAGUACAGCCGCCAGCGCAGUCAGUUGGAAUCCAUUGUGCACUUCGUGACCUUGUCCAUUCUUGUGCUCUUGUCUUACUAUCUCUUAUUGGGCCCCUUGGGCGACACCAUGCUCGCAGUGAAGAAUGAGCUUUGUGGAGGAGACCAAGCCUUCGUGGUUGCAUAUAACUCCGAUACACAGCAAACCUUCGGGCUGAAAACGUCGGAGACACGUGACUAUCAGACCCUUUCGGCGAGUGAGGUUGCAGUGCGGAGCCACAAGGCUACAUCGCCUGAGACCACACCUGGCUCAGGGCCAGCAUAUCUUACAUUUUCUGCGAAUAAAGAUUUGUUUGAGGCGGACAGGACGAGGAGCAUGGCCGCGGAGUCAGCUCUCACGCCCUUCUGCAUAGAGAUGCUCACGGAUCCAUCCAAUCCGCGUUUCAACGAUCCCUCCAUGCAGGCAAUGGCUCAAGUGCGUAUCGAUAUUGCUGCGCUCAGUGUCGGACGGCCAGAUGUCGACAACUGCCAGGGUCUCGGCGACCUGUGUGACACUUUUGAUGCACGCCUGGUGAGAUUGACAUGCGGCACUACCUGUGGAUGUUUAAACCCGUACAGUUCCGCGUGGUACAAGGUGGAAGCUCAAGGCUGCGCCACCGCCUGUCUCAGUGUUGCCGACAUGAGGAUGAUGAACAGUACCUGCCAGGACAUGCCUCCAGAUGACAACUGGAGAAAGUUCUGGACACUCUACCCCUCGGUUCUUUCGUCGUUCUAUGGGCGUGACAUCAGAGGAACCACCUUCUAUGCAGACAUCACUCAGACCGUUAAUGCGAUGAUUUCUGGUGGUUGUCCAGUUCUUGCUCAGUCGCCAUUUGAGUUGAUGACUCAAGCUUCUUGGUGCCAGGGCUUUCCAACUUUGUUCCGUCCGCUCGCUACAGUGUGCCCGCAAACAUGUGGCUGCAAUCUUGCCAACGGAGAGCUUCCAAGCUAUUGUCCCCCCAGCUGCGCAAGGGCUGGCAACAGCUCGUCUGCGUGA
Molecule: messenger RNA, 2088 nt
Organism: Symbiodinium sp. CCMP2592
Lineage: Eukaryota; Dinophyceae; Suessiales; Symbiodiniaceae
Source: the annotation of a GenBank genome assembly